UUUCAAUUUUGUUCACAUUAUCUUAAUUAUUUAUUAGGGUCAUAUAGAGAGAUAAUCAUGAUGAUGAGCUUGAAGAAGAGCCCUCAAAUUCAUGAGAAAGAGAAAGGAGCAUUAUCCCCAUUAUCAUCAUCAUCAUCCAAGGCAAGUUCUUCAAUAAGGGACAAUAGUGGUAAUAAUAAGAAUAAUAAUAAAAAGAAGUAUGUAGAGCCACCAAGCCCUGCUUUACCUUCUGGUUGUUGCCGAGGAUUCACCAAUAAUAAUAAUGUCAAGAUCAAGAAUAAUGCUACUUCUACUACUAAUAAUAAUGGAUCCAUAUCGUCAACCUCACAACAAAAUCACCAACAACUGCUUUACCAAAGACUCCAAUCUAAGGUGGCAGAUUUAGAAAAGGAAGUGCAAAAGCAAGCAGAACUAAGAGUAAUGUACAGGAAAAGAAUGGAAAGAACACAAGACUACUUGAGAUAUUGCCUUCAAAUAGCACAAGACAAUGGAAUAUUGGACCUUAUUGUUAAACAACCUCCUCUCUCUCAUGCUCUAAGCUCAUCCUCCAUUAUUGCAAGCCCUCAAGUUCAAAUCCCCACUACUACUACUACUACUCAUCUUGCUCAGAUCAUAGAUCAAGCCAAAAUCAAUGGAUGGUACAUUGAUCCUAUUGAGAUUGAGUUGGAAGAGAAAAUUGGGGAAGGAAGCACCGCAGACAUAUACAAGGGAAGAUGGCGAGGAUUUCAAGUGGCAGUGAAGUGCAUAUCGGCAGAGUUCUUCCGCACAAACCAAAACGGCGUCGUUUGCUUCGUUCAAGAGCUCGAAACCCUCUCCAAACAACGCCAUAGAUUUGUUCUUCAGCUAAUGGGUGCGUGCUUGGACCCUCCCCAACACGCGUGGAUUGUAACCGAAUACUUAACCACCAAUCUAAAAGAGUAUCUACAUGGCCCUGCCAAUACAAGAAGCAAACACAGAGCGGUGCCACUCUCACCCUUUAGAGACAGGCUUCUCAUGGCAUUGGAGAUUUCACAAGCUAUGCAAUAUUUGCAUCACCACAACCCUAAGAUUAUUCAUCGUGAUCUCAAACCGUCUAAUAUUUUUUUAGACGAUGCCUUGCAUGUUAGGGUUGCGGAUUUCGGCCAUGCUCGAUUCUUAGGCGAUCAGGAGAUGGCUCUCACUGGAGAAACAGGAACAUAUGUGUACAUGGCACCAGAGGUGAUCCGAUGUGAACCUUACAAUGAAAAAUGUGAUGUAUACAGUUUUGGAAUCAUACUGAAUGAGCUUCUAACUGGAAAACAUCCAUACAUUGAGACAGAAUAUGGUCCCACCAAGAUUGCAAUGGAAGUUGUGGAGGGUAAGCUGAGGCCAAUGCUUCCAUGUGAUGAUGAUGCUAACCUAAUGGAAGAGCUAAUUGACCUUAUUAACCUUUGCUGGGAUGCAAACCCAUCAACAAGACCAUCUUUUGCAGCUAUCACACGUACCCUUGAAAUUUAUGUGAACAAGCUCUAUCAAACUAUAUCAACUCCUUAAUUAAUUAAUUAAUUAAUUAACUAUUCCUUAUUAUUAUUAGGUACUUAAUAAGUGCACAUUGAUGAUGUAAUAAUAAUUCACUAGAAAACCAAUAACUUACACACUUUGAAAGAGGAUUUGAGGGUAUAGAGAAAGUGAUUUGAGAAUAAGAAUUUCCCUUAGCGAGAUGGAAAUAUCACCCCAUCAAAAGCAGAAAAUAGCGACGGUUUAUUUGUGGCAGUUGUAAAAACCGCUGCAAUAUUUAGGGUUUUUUUUUUCCUUUUAAAAUGUAACAGGGCCUCAUAAUUUCAUCAAUAUGGACUUGUGGAAUCUCAUUUCAGUGCUAAAUUGAAAUUUUGGUUUACACGUUUGCGCCAAAUAAAAAUAUUCCUAAAUUUGGUAAUCACAUUUUCGUUAGUAAAAUAGAUUACUACGAAAAUGGCCUAAUGAAACCAACCAAAAUCAAUCAGAAGUAACUAUUGGGGCAUGACCUUUUUAUAUUUUUACUAUUUGUUUUUUUUUUUUUAAUAUUGGGCAGAUAUUUUACUUUACCCUAAAAGAUCUAUAUUUUAUGGUUUAUUAUAAUUUACCAAUUCCUGAAAGAGUAGACAAAAUGAACAGCCAGAACUUGUCUUAUUUAGUAUUAAUUAAUUGUCACAACAAUUAAUAAAUGCUAAAUAAGGCAAGUUAUGAUUGUUUUUGGCUGGUUUUCUUUGGUUACUAAACAUUUCCGAUAAAUAAUUUGGUUG
Molecule: messenger RNA, 2240 nt
Organism: Arachis ipaensis
Lineage: Eukaryota; Viridiplantae; Streptophyta; Magnoliopsida; Fabales; Fabaceae
Product: serine/threonine/tyrosine-protein kinase HT1-like
Biological process (GO): protein phosphorylation
Molecular function (GO): protein serine/threonine kinase activity; ATP binding
Source: RefSeq, a predicted model, not a curated record